Messenger RNA from Saprolegnia diclina VS20, 1341 nucleotides. RefSeq lists its product as hypothetical. Gene Ontology annotation, biological process: proteolysis; L-homocysteine catabolic process; response to toxic substance. The record is from RefSeq and is a predicted model, not a curated record. The coding region runs from base 1 to 1341 and encodes 446 amino acids. Lineage: Eukaryota; Oomycota; Saprolegniomycetes; Saprolegniales; Saprolegniaceae. Gene Ontology annotation, molecular function: cysteine-type aminopeptidase activity. Gene Ontology annotation, cellular component: cytoplasm. The transcript has 3 exons.
AUGGCGGCCGAACUUACCCACGAGUUUCUAAACGAAUCCUUCGAGGCCUUUGAGGCCGAGCCGCGCUUCAAGCUCGCGCGCAAUACGGUCACGUCCACAGAGUGGGGCCCGGCGCUCAUGGACCGCAGCCACGUCCAGUCGCUCAACCACGUCUUCUCCAAGCGCCUUCCCGAUGCCAAGAUCUGCAACCAAAAAAGCUCGGGGCGUUGCUGGUUGUUUGCCUGCUCGACGCUCAUGCGCCGCGCGCUUCAGAAGAAGUACAACCUUGACCCGGACUUCGAGCUCUCGCAAACGUACCUCUUCUUCUGGGACAAGCUCGAGAAGUGCAACUGGUGCCUUGAAAACGUCAUUGCGACGGCGGAUGAGCCCGUUGACUCGCGUCUUGUGCAGUACAUCCUCACGGACCCGACGUGCGAUGGUGGCCAGUGGGAGAUGAUUGUCAACGUCGUCGAGAAGUACGGCGUCGUCCCUAAGAACGUCUACGGCGAGUUCAUCUCGUCGGAGCUCUCGGCGCACCUCAACGUCUUUCUCAAGUCCAAGUUGCGCGAGUUCGCCGAGGAGCUGCGUUCGCUCCACGCGUCCGGCAUCGAGAUCGAGUCGAUCCGCGCGCGCAAGGCCGAGAUGAUGCAAGUCAUCCAUCGCAUCUUGAUCAUCCACUUGGGCACGCCGCCGACCAAGUUUGACUUCAGCGUCCAGGACAAGGAGAAGAAGCACGUGUACUUCCCCGACUUGACGCCGCAAGCGUUCUACGCCGAGCACGUGCCCGUGAAGGUGUCUGAAAUGGUCAGCAUUGUCAACGACCCACGCCACGACUAUGACAUUACGAUGACGGUCGACAAGCUCGGCAACGUUGUCGGCGGCAAGCGUGUAUUCUACAUCAACACGCCCAUCGAUGCCCUCUGGAAGUACGCCAAGACCACAAUCGAUAACGACCUCCCCGUGUGGUUUGGCUGCGAUGUCGGCAAAGCCAGCAGCUUGAAGAAGCUCGGCAUCAUGAGCACGAAGCUCUACGACUUUGACUUGGCUUUCGGCACGACGCUCGGCCAGGAUAAGGCCGGCCGCCUCCGUCACAAGGAAAGCGAGAUGACGCAUGCGAUGGUCUUCACGGGCUACAACGUCAAGCCUGACGAGGAGAAGCCUGACAAGUGGCGUGUGGAGAAUAGCUGGGGCACGGAGCGCGGUGACAGCGGCUACGAUGUCAUGACGGCCGACUGGUUCGACGAGCACAUGUACCAGGUCGUCGUUGACAAGGCGUCGCUGACGCCUGAGCAUCUUGCGCUUCUCGAGGCCAACGACCCCAUCGUUUUGCCCGCGUGGGACCCGAUGGGCAGCUUGGCUUAA